GUUGCAGAGCUUCCGGUUUUAUAAAACAAAUCAACGUGCUGGUUACCAAACUCAGACCUCUCAAUAAACCAAGCGGAUUGUAACUGUUUUGCGCCACAAUUACGGCAUGGCUCAUACUUGUAUUCACUGGUUCCGCAAGGGACUCAGGCUGCAUGACAACCCAGCUCUGAUGGCUGCUCUGAGGGACUGUAAGGAGCUGUACCCUGUGUUCAUCCUGGACCCUUACAUUUAUAACAACACCCUUGUGGGUAUCAACCGCUGGAGGUUUCUCAUUGGAUGCCUCAAAGACCUGGACUGCAGCCUCAGGAAACUCAACUCCAGGCUGUUUGUUGUGCGAGGGAAGCCUGAGGAAGUGUUCCCCAAGCUGUUCGAGAAGUGGAAAGUCACAAAAUUAACCUAUGAGUAUGACACAGAGCCCUACAGCCUGAGCCGGGACAAAACGGUGACCACACUGGCCAAAGAACAUGGAGUUGAAGUCGUCUACAAAAUCUCACACACUAUUCAUGAUAUGGACAGGAUAAUUGAGGAAAACAAUGGGAAGGCCCCCCUUACUUAUAACCGUUUUCGAACAAUAUUGAAGACUAUAGGUAACCCUAAGAAACCCAUCCCUGCACCAGCUAUCGAAGACACUAAAGAUGUGAAGACGCCUUGUUCAGAAAACCAUGACAAGAAUGAUGGGAUACCUACUCUGGAGGAUCUCGGUCAUGACACCACAACUCUGGGAGAGGAGAAGUUCCCAGGAGGAGAACAGGAGGCUCUGAGGAGAUUAGACGAAAACAUGGCAAGAAAGGAUUGGGUGUGUAAGUUUGAGAAGCCGCAGACUUCUCCAAACUCUCUGAGCCCCAGCACCACGGUCCUCAGUCCAUACGUCACGUUUGGCUGCCUGUCUGCACGCACCUUCUGGUGGAGGGUGACAGAAGUCUAUCAGGGGAAGAAGCACUCGGAGCCUCCAGUUUCCCUGCAUGGCCAGCUGCUGUGGAGAGAGUUUUACUACGCCGCUGGUGUGGGUAUCCCUAACUUUGACAAGAUGGAGGGCAACCCCGUAUGUACCCAGGUGGAUUGGGACACAAACCAUGAAUACCUUGCUGCAUGGAGAGAGGCUCGGACUGGUCUCCCUUUCAUUGACGCCAUCAUGACUCAGCUGAGGCAAGAGGGCUGGAUCCACCACCUGGCCAGACAUGCUGUCGCCUGUUUUCUCACCAGGGGAGACUUGUGGAUCAACUGGGAAGAAGGGCAGAAGGUGUUUGAGUAUCUUUUAUUGCAUGGCGACUGGGCCCUGAAUGCUGGAAACUGGCAGUGGCUCUCAGCGAGUGCCUUCUUCCACCAGUACUUCAGAGUUUACUCCCCUGUCGCAUUUGGCAAGAAGACAGACAAAAAUGGAGAUUACAUCAAAAAGUACCUUCCUCUUCUGAAGAAGUUCCCAGCCCAGUAUAUCUAUGAGCCUUGGAAGGCUCCGCGCAGUGUCCAGCAGGCAGCAGGUUGCAUUGUGGGUAAAGACUACCCACAACCUAUUGUACAGCAUGAAGUGAUCAGCAAGAAGAACAUCCAGAGGAUGAAGUUAGCUUAUGCUAAGAGAUCCGCAGAGUCUGCCGAAUCACCAAACCAAUCACCCAGCAAAAAGCAAGGUGUCAAGCGAAAGGCUAAAUCCGUCAUUGACAUGCUGCAAAAGAAAGACAAAAAAUAAUAAUGGUACACAAAAUAAACUAUAGUUAUACCGCAUUGUGUGGGCUGAAAGCUUGGGACACUUUUUUGUGUAUACAUGUAACAGAUGUAAAUAUGCAGUGGGGUUUAUUGAAUUUUUUCUGUAUAAUCACACAAAUUCUGUGUUUUAUAUUAUUUUAUUCUGUGUUUUAUAUUAUUUUAUUCUGUGUUCUUCAUUUUAUUGAAUGAUAAAUACCUGGCAAGGUCGGAGAUCAGUGGGCGGAACCUCUGAAGUGUGGUCGCUGUGCUCAGGAGUUUUUUGUUGUGAGGACUUUCCCCCCUAUAUAUUGUGUCCCUCACGUUUCCUCUGCCUUUUCGUAAAAUGUUCCAUGUGAGAGGAGUCAUCGUGAGGAAUUGAUGUAAAACUGAUCGUUUUUUAUCUGUUGUCAGUCAUUAAACAGAGAUCGUCUCAACUUUACGCUGGCUCGGGUCUCAUCCAUUAUCAACACAAUGCAGAGACCGCUUAACCACACCGGUUACAUACAGACAGUGUAAUUUGUCUGUUUCUUCUCCUUUAACUUGUUACUGUUUUAUAUUGUAUCUAUGCCAAUAUUUGUAAAAAGUGAGUGAAAGGGUAUACCAAAAAAAAAUAUUUCUUGCAUGGAUAUUGAGGUGAAAUGUAUAAGGAUUUAUGGUCUCAUCUUGUAUGAAGACUACAGAUUUUUAAAGAAAUCGGGUUGUAUCUUCAGCACCUUAAA
Messenger RNA from Gymnodraco acuticeps, 2399 nucleotides. It is a transcript of the gene cry5, whose product is annotated as cryptochrome circadian regulator 5. NCBI's taxonomy places the organism in Eukaryota, Metazoa, Chordata, Actinopteri, Perciformes, Bathydraconidae. The coding region runs from base 107 to 1684 and encodes 525 amino acids. The transcript has 11 exons. The record is from RefSeq and is a predicted model, not a curated record. Gene Ontology annotation, cellular component: cytoplasm; nucleus. Gene Ontology annotation, biological process: entrainment of circadian clock by photoperiod; circadian regulation of gene expression. Gene Ontology annotation, molecular function: DNA binding; FAD binding.